AUGCAUAAAAAGCGAAAGAAUAUCUGGCUUCAAAUGGAUUCGAGCAAGAGUGCUCUUCUUCCAAUUGCUCGGCGUGGGAACGGCUCAAAAGGCCAGAAGAUUCAGCUGCGUACUAACCACUUCAGAGUCAACUUCAGCAACGCAAAAAGUCAACAUUUUUUCCAAUACAGCGUUGCUAUCACAUACGAAGAUGGGAAUCCAGUUGUAGCCAAGGGUAUCGGCAGAAAGAUUCUUGAAAAUGUUCAGGACACCUACAAAAGUGAUUUGGGUUCCAAAUACUUUGCUUACGAUGGAGACAAGACUCUGUUCACUGUCGGUCCACUUCCCGCCAACAAACUAGACUUCUCUGUUGUUCUUGAAGACAUGUCUUGUAGCAGAGGCAACACAAGGAGCGAUGAUGCGGACAGGAAGAGAUUAAGGCGUCCUAACAAAUCCAAGAAAUUCAACGUUGCAAUUACCUUUGCUAAACAAAUCUCAAUCCAAGCUAUUGAUGGUGCUCUUCAAGGAAUUGAAACAAAUCAUCUUCAAGAUGCUAUAAGAGUGCUAGAUGUUAUCUUGCGCCAGAACGCAGCUAGACAGGGUUGCCUCCUUGUUCGUCAAUCCUUCUUCCACAAUGACGCAAAGUUCUUUUCGAAAGAGCAUGGAGGUUUUUAUCUAUGCAGAGGAUUCCAUUCUAGCUUCAGAACUACUCAGGGAGGCUUAUCCCUUAAUAUGGAUGUUUCGUCUACGUUGAUAGUAAAACCAGGUCCUGUUGUUGAUUUCCUUACUGCAAAUCAAGGGAAAAAUCGAUUCUCUAUUGAUUGGAAAGAGGCCGAACGUACUCUCAAGAAUCUUAGAGUUAAAGUCAUCACCACAAAUCAAGAAUACAAGAUAACCGGACUAAGUAGACUACCCUGCAAAGAUCAAACGUUUAUUUGGAAGCAAAAGAAAGGAAACGGGGAAGUUGAGGAGGAGAUUAAAGUGUUUGAUUACUACAAGAAAAACCAUGACAUCAGACUUCAUGAUUCAGGUGACUUACGUUGCAUCAAUGUUGGUAAGCCGAAGCGUCCUACUUACUUUCCCAUGGAGCUCUGUCAUCUUGUUUCUCUGCAACGCUAUACGAAAGCUCUUACUAUUUUCCAGAGGAGUAACCUAGUCAGAGAAUCAAUACAGAAGCCACUAGAUAAGAGGAAUAUGUUAAACAGAGCUCUAGAGAACUGUAAUUAUAAUGAUGACACACUGUUGCAAGAAUGUGGUGUCAGAAUUGGCUCUGAAUUCACUCAAGUGGAAGGUCACAUACUACCAACUCCAAAUCUGAAAGUGGGCAAUGGAAAGGACAUUAUUCCUAGCAAUGGGCGUUGGAAUUUCAACAAUAAGGAAUUUGUUAAGCCAGUCAAAGUUACUGGAUGGGCUGUUGUGAACUUCUCUGUUCAGUGUGACCCGCACAGGAUUGUUCGUGACUUGAUCAGAUGUGGAAAGAUGAAAGGAAUGGACGUAGUUCUUCCACUUGAUGUCUUUGAAGAAGGUCAUCGGUUUAAGGCUGCACCUGGUUCUGUAAGAGUGGAGAAGAUGUUUGAAGUUAUGAAACUGAAAUUCCGGGACCAGGACUGGGGAAAACCUGAAUUCCUUCUUUGCAUACUCUCGAAAAACUCUAAUGUUUAUGGUCCAUGGAAAAAGAGAACUCUUAUUGAAGAUGGAAUAAAGAAUCAGUGUAUUGCUCCUCCCAACAUCGUAAAGGAUCAGUAUCUCACAAAUGUUCUCCUCAAAAUUAAUGCUAAGCUUGGUGGAUUAAAUUCAGAGUUAGCUAUUGAGCGGUCACUAGGAAUCCCUGCGGUGAUGAGAGUCCCUACCAUCAUUAUUGGGAUGGAUGUAUCUCAUGGCUCUCCAGGACAGUCUGAUGUCCCAUCCAUUUCCGCGGUUGUGAGCUCCAGAGAAUGGCCCUUAAUCUCAAAAUACAAGGCUUGUGUGCGUACACAGUCACCUAAAGUCGAAAUGAUUGACAAUCUCUUUAACCGCGUCUCUGAUAAAGUUGACGAUGGUAUUAUGAGGGAGCUCUUGGAUGAUUUUAAAUCCUGCUCUGGUAUGAAACCCGAUCACAUUAUCGUUUUCAGGGAUGGUUUGAGUGAAUCUCAGUUUAACCAAGUUCUUAAUAUUGAACUGGGUCAGAUGAAGCAGGCGUGCAAGUUUCUUGAGGAGAAUUGGUAUCCCAAGUUUACAGUGAUCAUUGCUCAGAAAAAGCACCACACCAGGUUCUUCCAGGAGAGAAGACCUGCUGAUAAUGUUCCCCCAGGAACAAUAAUCGACAGCAAGAUCUGUCACCCACGCAACAACGAUUUCUAUCUUUGUGCUCAUGCUGGAAUGCUUGGAACUACGAGGCCAACGCAUUACCAUGUGCUCUACGAUGAGAUUGGAUUUUCGACAGAUGACCUCCAAGAACUUGUCCAUUCUCUAUCCUAUGUCUACCAGAGGAGCACCACUGCCAUCUCAGUCGUUGCGUUGAUAAGUUAUGCUUAUUUGGCAGCUGCACAGAUUGUGCAGGGAACUGCAAUGAAGUUUGAGGACAUGUCUGAGACUUCAUCGAGCCAUGGUGGGAUCACAACAUCUGGAGCUGCCCCUGUGCCUCCUAUGCCGAAGCUGAACAAGGCUGUUGCUACCUCAAUGUUCUUCUGCUGA
This is a messenger RNA of Eutrema salsugineum, 2652 nucleotides long. RefSeq names its product protein argonaute 9. Gene Ontology annotation, cellular component: cytoplasm. Gene Ontology annotation, biological process: regulatory ncRNA-mediated post-transcriptional gene silencing. The record is from RefSeq and is a predicted model, not a curated record. NCBI's taxonomy places the organism in Eukaryota, Viridiplantae, Streptophyta, Magnoliopsida, Brassicales, Brassicaceae. Gene Ontology annotation, molecular function: RNA binding; protein binding.